Penicillium waksmanii is the source of this 1338-nucleotide messenger RNA. RefSeq lists its product as uncharacterized. The record is from RefSeq and is a predicted model, not a curated record. The transcript is spliced from 3 exons. NCBI's taxonomy places the organism in Eukaryota, Fungi, Ascomycota, Eurotiomycetes, Eurotiales, Aspergillaceae. Gene Ontology annotation, molecular function: transmembrane transporter activity. Gene Ontology annotation, cellular component: fungal-type vacuole membrane. Gene Ontology annotation, biological process: transmembrane transport. The coding region runs from base 1 to 1338 and encodes 445 amino acids.
AUGGCCUCGGAAUUCAACAAGGGGUCGGAACUCGAUGCCCAUGAGCGGGGUAUAUCUGCCGCGGUAGAAACUCAAGAUUCACCCACAUCUCCACCCGCUUUUAUCAAAGAUGAUGGCCUUCAUGGCUCUCUUCAAGUCGUUGGUGCUUUUUUAAUUUUGUUCAAUGUCUGGGGCAUAAACUUUGCGUUUGGAACAUUCGAAAGUUUCUAUGCACUUACUUACAUUCCAUCCUUCACGGCAUCUUCCAUAUCAUGGAUUGGUACCAUUCAAUCUUGGCUUCUGAUUGCCUGUGGCCUAUUUUCCGGCCCGCUUUUUGAUCGUGGCCACUACGCGGUCAUGCUCUUGUCUGGAAGUAUUUUGGCCGUUUUUGGGUUCAUGAUGCUCAGCCUCUCUCAUGAAUUCUACGAAAUCUUCCUAAGUCAAGGUGUAUGCAUGGGGCUUGGAUUUGGACUGUUAUACACACCCAGUAUUGCACUGGUUAGUCGCUCUUUUACACGCAGGCGAGCUUUGGCUCUGGGUGUAGCGACAAGUGGUGCACCCGCAGGAGGCAUCAUCUAUACCAUCAUGUUCAACCAGCUUAUCCUCAAGACAAGUUUUGCCUGGACUGUCCGCAUUAUGGGGCUGGUGAUGCUUGUCUUGUUUACUGUCGCUGCUGUUCUUCUCUUCUCCCAAAGAAAAGCGAUGGAGAAGAUUGAUGACAGUCGACCCAGAAAGCUGAUUGACUUGAGAGCAUUCAAGGAUCUUCCUUUUUGGAGCUUCACCAUCGCCAACCUUUUAAUUUACCUUGGUUACAUAACGCCGUAUUAUUACAUUCCGACCUAUGCGCAGACGACGCUACACACAUCACAGUCGCUGGCUUCCUAUGUCCUCGUGAUCUCACAGGCUUCAUCAAUAGUCGGCCGCGUUGGUACAACCUGUUUAGCUCACUACUACGGCUCAAUGGUCUCAUGGAUUCUUUGUGCUUUGCUCUCGGGCAUUCUAUGUCUGAGCUGGAUAAGUGCCAACACUCUUCCGCGUUUUAUCCUAUAUUCGGCCUUUUACGGUGGCAUAUCCGGUGCCCUGGUUCCUCUUCCACCAAGUGUCUUUUCACAUGUCUGCCCAGACUCCACAUCCCUGGGAACCUGGUUCGGAAUGGCGCAAAGCAUCAGCAGCAUUGCGUCGCUGACGGGACCUCCAAUUGCCGGAGCACUCGCUUCUAUUGGCUCUCGUAGUAGUGAAAAUCUCAAUUUUCUCGGCAUUCAACUAUUUGGUGGUAUUACCAUGGUUCUUGGUGCAUUUGAAUUGAUGUUUUUGUGGUAUUUACUUCGCAAGACUAGAGACAAGAAGGGUCUAUUUUGA